AUGAUGCUCAUCGAGGGCGCCCAGGGCGCCGUCGUCGUCACCGGCGAUAUCAAAGCCGAACCGUGGUGGGUAGAACUGCUACGACGGAACCCGUUACUCACACCCUACCGCUUAGGCACGCGCCGGUUGCUCAACGUGUAUUUCGACCUGACGUUCAUGUACCGCGGCGAGCCUUACCUCGACCUUGCGCCGAACGCCGACGCCACCGAUCUCGUGGUAUCGGCGCUCAAACAGUAUCCCAUGGACGACGCCGACGUCGCCUUCGGUUUAGGAGUGCUGACGCUCGGCGCCGACGAAGUGGUGGCGGCAGCAGCGGCGCUGUUUGGCGGUAAAGUGUAUACUCCCCACGCCCACCAUAUCGAGCGCACCAGCGCUAUAGGCAACGACUACCACAGCGCCGUCGCCUACGCGCCCAUCCUCGCACAAACAAUCACCCCGGAGUAUACCGGAAGAGGACCAUGGUUCUUUUUAGGAGCCACACCCCCAGUGAAGUUCCCCGUCGCCAUCCACUUACCAAUCCACUUAUCAGCCGAUGAAACCGAGGGAUUUCACCGUCCCGUACCGAUAGCGGAACUAACAGCGUCAGAGCUCCGUUCUGAGCUCUCAGUAGUGGACCACACUGCCAACGGCCACCGCGUGUGUCGCUAUAAACAGCGGUUGUGGCUCUGGCGCCAAGGCGGGCUCGAGCUUCUACCACAAACCAUCACCGCGUGUUUCUCGCGCCACGCCACCUACUCGGAGAUAUACCACCUUAUCUCCACGCUAAACCCGAUCGAGGUGUUUGGGUGUGCCACUUUCAGUCCAAAUUUGCUUAAACGGCUGUGGCUCGCGGGCGGGUCCAUGGCGCGUCUUUUUGGCCCCGCGUGUCAGGGGGAAACGUUUCAUUAUGACACGCUCAUGUUUCAGGCAUUUGGACGCCCUCUAGACCACAAAUUGACUCCCCCAACCACCGUUGACCGGUGGGGAAAUGUCACAUCUUCAAAGCUGCAAUUGCCUUCAGAAGUGGGAGCAUCCGAUGUCCGUCAAUUUGCAAUUGUGGGGCAGCAGGCGCGAUCACGGCGUCAACAAUUUCGGAGUGUUGGUGCCCACGGGUUUAACCGAGGCCACUCGCAGUUCUGGCACCAUCGCCUCCACCACGGUUUGUCUAGUGAUAGUGACGGAACUACCACUUCCGACUCCACUUCCGAUAACCAUACCAGUCCCGGGAUGACCUUUACCGCACCUACAUCGCCAUUAGCCAAAGUGCCACACAAUACCACCAAAGCCUCACCAAAAUGGCGGGCGACGAUUACUGCCACUGUGGUCGAUGUGCGCCGUCAACCCCGUCGGCCUUACCUCCACCGAGCUCAUGCCACUUACGCCGCUAAGACUCAUUUCCACAUUGACGGCGCCAUGGCCUACUCCCAGCACGUUGUCUGUCUCUGCCAUAUUUCUCUUCCUCCCAGUGAUGGCAUUGGCGUUGACGAUAAUCGUGUGGCUACCAUUGCCGCUAGGCUCCGUAACGAUCCCACUCACUGGCUCCUAAUUAAACCUCAAGGGCUCUGCACUUAG
This is a messenger RNA of Diutina rugosa, 1551 nucleotides long. It is a transcript of the gene PSO2, whose product is annotated as Pso2p. The record is from RefSeq and is a predicted model, not a curated record. The transcript has a single exon. Gene Ontology annotation, biological process: interstrand cross-link repair; double-strand break repair via nonhomologous end joining; protection from non-homologous end joining at telomere. Lineage: Eukaryota; Fungi; Ascomycota; Pichiomycetes; Serinales; Debaryomycetaceae. Gene Ontology annotation, molecular function: 5'-3' DNA exonuclease activity; damaged DNA binding. Bases 1 to 1551 code for a protein of 516 amino acids.